Messenger RNA from Meloidogyne enterolobii, 1634 nucleotides. NCBI's taxonomy places the organism in Eukaryota, Metazoa, Nematoda, Chromadorea, Rhabditida, Meloidogynidae. The record is from the annotation of a GenBank genome assembly.
CUAUGAAUAAUAUAAAUUUAAUUUUUCGUUUUCAACAGCCAAAUAUUUAUAUAAAUUCUUCAAGAUUUUUAAGUUUAACUCAACUUAAACAAUGGCAAAAAUAUGAAAAUGAAAGAUAUUUUGGAUAUGAACCGUCAGCUGAAGAACCUUGGAAAAGGAUUAAACAUGGAUUAAGUUAUGAUUUGAGAAGGGCAGCUAGAAGAUAUAGAGAGGCCAAAUAUGAUGCAUUUCGAAGAAAAUACCCAAUAAAUUACAUGUUUAAAAAAGAUGUUCAAGAUUAUGAAUUACUUCCAAUGCAUGUUGAAUUUUUUAUUAUUGGUGGAGGUUUGACUGGUUCUUCUAUUGCUUUUUGGAUUAAACAAUUUUGUAGAGAUGAAAAUAUUACUGUUUCUGUAUUGGAAAAUACUGAUAAUUUUACAAAAACUCGUUCAAUGUUGGGAAGUGGAGUAGUUUCUCAACAAUUUUCUAUCCCAGAAAUGGUUGAUCUAGCAAACUUUUCUGCCGAAUUUUUUCGUCAUGCGGGAGAACAUUUGAGAAUUUUGGAUAAUGACCCUCCAGAUUUACAUUUUCUUCCAGUUGGAGUAAUGCAUUUAGCUAGAACACAGGAAGAGGCUGACGCGUUUAAAGAGGCGUGGAAAAUACAAGUAGACAGAGGCGUACACGUUGCUUUAUUAAACAAAGAGGAGCUUAAAGCUAAAUUUCCUUUUAUGCGUUUUGAUGAUGUUGUAAUGGGAACGUUAGGUCUAGAAAAUGAAGGAGUUUUUGACACUUGGCAAUUAUUGUCUGCUUUGAGAGAAAAAAAUAUUUCUUUGGGUGUUAGAUAUUUAAAAGGCGAUUUUGAAGGAGUUACAAGUUAUAAUCAAGGAAGAGAAGUGCCAUUGCAUGGGGCGGUUCCGGUUGAGGAAGUUAGUGCUGAUCUUUUGAAUAUGCAUAAAAUAAAUGGUGUUGUUAUUCGUCCACAAAUGUCAGGAGCAUCUCCACGCCCAAUAAAUUGUUAUAAAAUUUUUAAUGCUGCAGGUCCUUGGGCAGGUGAAAUUGCAAAGAAAGCGGGAGUUGGUUUCAAAGGUGAAAUGAUGCGUAUUCCAUUGCCUAUAGUUUGUACUAGAAGAACAAAUUUUGUUGUGCACGCCCCAGAAGUUCCCCCUCUUUCAAUGCCUAUUUUAAUGGAUUCUAGUGGAAUUUUUUGUAGACCUGAUGCUGUUGGGCAUAAUUAUAUUUGUGGAAGGGAACCGACAAAGUCAGAUGCAGCCAAAACCUUGAAGGAAGAAAAUCAACAAAUAAAACCUUCAGAUGAACCACCAAUAGAUUAUAAUGAAUUUUACGAGCAAGUAUGGCCUUUAUUGGUAGAAAGAGUUCCUUCGUUUAGAACUGCAAAGGUAAUAAAUGCUUGGCAUUCAUAUGAAGAUGUUAAUAUGUUUGAUGAAGCGCCUAUAAUUGGAGAGCAUUUAGUUCACGAAAACUUUAUCCAAGUAUGUGGAUUGGGAGGAUAUGGACCACAAAUGUCCAUAGCUAUCGGAAAGGCAAUGUCAGAAAGACUUUAUGAUAGAGCUUAUGUUACUGUUAAUUUAAGAAAAUUUGAUAUGAGAAGAAUAAUGCAUGGAAGUAGAUGUAAAGAAUUGUUUAGAUGUGUUUGA